ACAGCGCCAGUGGAUCGGCUCGUGUGGCCAGCGGGGGCGCAGCCUGAAGGGCGAGUUUUUUCAAGCUUGCUGAGGGUGUUCGAGGCGGCCGAGUGGGACAAAGUUUUUGUCAAAAUGGCCCGCGUCGUGGUCAACUACUUCACCGACAUGGCUUUCAAGGUGUUGUUUGGCUCCACUGGCAGCCGAAGAAGCAGCGGGGACGGCGACCUAGAGAGUCUGCGAGCUGGGCGUGAACGGCGUGACAUAGCACAGUACGUGCUGGAGAGUCAGCAGCGGGUGAGCCAACUGCCCCCAGACUGCCAGCGGCGCAUCGCCUGCAUGGUGGGACAACACAUGGGCAGCCUAAACAGCCUGCGCAUGCUGGCGCCGAUGCUCAGAACCGUGGACCACUCCUUGGUUGAAGCAGCUCUACAUGGCGUGGCCGCAAAGGACUGCGACAUCGCCUACCCCGACUGCCAGCAAGCUUGACAAACAAUCUACCCGUGUAUCCGUAGCAUUUGUUGUUGAAAAAUAAACGCUGGUUCGUUGACCCUGUU
Molecule: messenger RNA, 536 nt
Organism: Rhipicephalus microplus (southern cattle tick)
Lineage: Eukaryota; Metazoa; Arthropoda; Arachnida; Ixodida; Ixodidae
Source: RefSeq, a predicted model, not a curated record